CUCUCGCCGACUCACAUGUGGUAUGUUUUCUAGGCGAAUCGGGAUCUACUGUCUGUGAGCGGACCAUGGUUAACCUUGUCAUGUAACUUAAACAUACACGGACAUAUAGUAAAUAUGUAUACAUUGUUACAGUUGUCUUUAUGGCAGAUGAGAAGUUUACGACGCUUCUGUAUGGUGAGACGGUCUUUUUCUGGUAGAGUCAAAUGGAGCGCAUCGCUUUCCCCUAGUUUGGAGCCGCAGCAGUACGUCUCAACCUCAGCAGCCACGUCUCUGCGAUGGACAGCACUCUGUCUCAGGUCUGAAAAGAAUGGGAUCUCUAACUCCAGAUGCUACCAAACCGGUCGAGGGGAAAAGGCUAUAACGGCAGAACCGGACAACGAAGGAACCGUCCGGUUGGCCUUUGUGGAUCCAGACAGAGAGGAAGAGUUUGUUUUCCUCGAGCAAGACGAGUCCGAAGACCUCGGAGACUCGCUCCCAAAUCAUCUGCGCAUCACGGACACCAUGAUAACCAAAGAUAAAGCGCCAGUAAAGUCGGACUCUGAUUCCCCUCGCGGGGCCCUUGAGCAGCAAGCGCGUGCCCUCGCUGGGUUGAAAGUCAAAGCGGACGAGUCGCUCAUCGAGUUUCACGACGUCGGGUUUCUGGUGGAGGAGAUCUCGAAGUCUCGGCAGAAGAGACGCAAGGAACAGAAGGUCUACGGCUCGCCAGACCCAGACCAGCCGGCCAGCGACACGCCUUGCUCUGGCUGCGGAGCCCUCAUGCACUGUGCGGACCCCGACAUCCCCGGCUACAUAGCCAGCGAGAAAUACGCGCGUCUGGUGGAUGAAGGUGCGCUCUCUAAAGCGACAUGCCAGCGUUGUUACCUGCUCACGAACCACCAGAAAGCGCUGAAUGUCACCAUGUCCAAGGAGGAGUACCGGGACAUCGUGCGCACGAUAAAACCACAGAAAGCUCUGGUUCUCCUGAUCGUGGACCUCCUGGACCUCCCCGACUCCAUAGUCCCGGACCUACCGGAGCUCGUGGGACGCAACAAACACAUAUUGAUCCUGGGGAACAAAGUGGAUCUCCUCCCGGGUGAUUCGCAGAACUACUUAUCGCGGAUCAAGAAGCGACUGGUGCAGUAUUGCGCAGAGGCGGGGGUCCCUGCUGGAGACGCGACAGACGUUCACCUGAUCAGCGCCAAGACCGGCUAUGGCAUCGAGAAGCUCGUGUCCAGACUUCAGCUGCUGUGGCGCUACAAGGGGGACGUGUACCUCGUGGGCACCGCCAACGCCGGGAAGUCCACGCUCUUCAACACGCUCCUGGAGUCCGACUACUGCAAGUCUCGCGCUUCUGAAGCCAUUCGCAAGGCUACUAUUUCCCCCUGGCCUGGCACUACUCUGAACCUGCUGAAGUUCCCCAUCAUUAACCCGACUGCGCACCGCGUGGAGCGUCGUCAGGAGCGCCUGCGUGUGGCGUCUGUGCAGACCCUGGACGAGCUGCAGCCGGAGGAACAGCACAGGCUCCACAAGCUCAGCAGACACGCCUACCUCGUGGGACGUGUGGGAAGGACAUUCCGCGUGGAACCACGUAAACAGAAGGAGUUGACCUUUGACCCAGACCAGGAGAGCUAUGGGCCGGAGGUAGAGGAGGAGGAGGGCGGCCGAGCCAAUCAGAAGGCUGCAACUGAAGAGCUGAGCUACAAUGAGAUCAAAGACGCCCACUGGUUCUAUGAUACGCCCGGCAUCACGAAGGACAAAGACAUCCUGAGUGUGUUGUCGGAGCGGGAAGUGAAGCAGGUGGUCCCGACCGAGGCCAUUACACCGCGCACCUUCAUCCUGCCCCCUGCCACCUGCCUCUUCCUCGGGGGUCUGGCGCGCAUCGACUACCUGGAGGGGACUCACUCGUGCUGGUUCUCAGUACUGGCGUCUUCCAGAAUUCCUGUUCAUGUGACCACUCUGGAGAAAGCAGAUGGCAUCUACCAGAAGCACGCUGGCAGAGAGCUACUCAAGGUCCCUAUGGGAGGUGAAGAGCGUAUGAGGGAGUUCCCGCCUCUUGUUCCCCAGGACUUUGAGCUGAUUGGUGAAGGUCCUGACACCGCUGUCUGUGACAUCAAGCUGUCAUCAGCAGGGUGGGUGGCGGUGACAGGGCGGGAGGGUGACCGUCUCCGCCUGCGAUGUCACGCCCCAGAGGCUGCUGGGAUGCAUCUGCGCACGCCUCCGCUGCUGCCGCACAUCGCCAUGGUGAGGGGGCAGCGGAUCAAGAAGUCGCCGGCGUACAAACCCUGUCGCCCCCCCACACAGCUGGACACCAGCCUCGCCCAACGCAAGGCCAAGAAGAAGAGUUGAGGAGCUGCGUGUGUGUGUGUGCGAAAAGACGAAGGGCUUAUUAUGUGUACGGUGGUUCCGGAGCAUGUUGAUGAUCUCUGUAGCGGCCAUGUUGGGUCAGCUCGUUUAAUCUGCUGGCCAGACACCGAACACACGCGACUGCUCAGCUGAGCUGUUCAUGAAGAUCAACACACUAUGCAGCCAUCCAGAAACUGGCCUGUGUCUGGCGUGUGCGUGCGUGUGUGUGUGUCUAUGUGCUCUGAUGAUGUGGGAAGCUGGAUGGGCAGAUCUAACCUCUUAAUCGCUCACUGUAUUAUUUAUACUGUAAAUAAAUGUAUAUCUUUUUUGUGAAAA
Alosa alosa (allis shad) is the source of this 2658-nucleotide messenger RNA. RefSeq names its product nitric oxide associated 1 (gene noa1). The record is from RefSeq and is a predicted model, not a curated record. Bases 115 to 2325 code for a protein of 736 amino acids. The transcript has 7 exons. Lineage: Eukaryota; Metazoa; Chordata; Actinopteri; Clupeiformes; Clupeidae. Gene Ontology annotation, molecular function: GTP binding.